Messenger RNA from Perkinsus marinus ATCC 50983, 2505 nucleotides. RefSeq lists its product as hypothetical. Gene Ontology annotation, molecular function: ATPase-coupled intramembrane lipid carrier activity; nucleotide binding. Gene Ontology annotation, cellular component: plasma membrane. NCBI's taxonomy places the organism in Eukaryota, Perkinsozoa, Perkinsida, Perkinsidae. Bases 1 to 2505 code for a protein of 834 amino acids. The transcript has 12 exons. The record is from RefSeq and is a predicted model, not a curated record. Gene Ontology annotation, biological process: phospholipid translocation.
AUGAAGGCCUUUCCCAGCGAUCUCGCAUCCCCACGUAGCGAUGACAAUGACAAUAUUAAAUCAGUUGUUAUCCGCAUUGAGAAACCAGUCGAGCCUACUCCCCAAUAUUUACUUUUAUAUAAGAGACUUGUAGCUGCUAUGAGGUCAGUGUUCACUUGUGCUACUACUACUACCAAUAAAGCCGUCACUGGUACUACUUGUAUACAGAAAGCUGUUGUUUAUCAUCCAGAGCUUAGUGAUGCGGCUGACUGUAACAAUGGUGUGAGGACAUCUAAAUAUACUAUAGUGUCAUUCAUACCUAAGAACCUCUGGUAUCAACUACACCUGUUCGCCAACGUGUAUUUCCUAUGUGCUGCUGGUUUACAGAUGAUCCCUGCUAUCAGUGACUCUGGUGGUCGGCCACUACUCUUGAUACCAUUACUCUUUGUUAUCACAGUAUCGGCAUUCCGUGAUGCAAUAGAAGAUAUGAAGAGGCAUAAUAACGACAAACACGAGAAUAAGAGGACAGUUCGAAGGCUUGUCGCGAAACGCCGUCAACGAUCUGAUGAUGGUACCAUCUAUGACCGAAGUAGCACCUCUCUUGUAGAUAGGGUACACUGGGAUGAGCUCAGAGUAGGGGAUGUGGUUAAGAUUGGUAUUGGAGAACAGUUCCCUGCUGAUCUAGUAUUGCUUACUUGUGAUGAUACUGGUGGUAUGAUAUUUGUAGAGACUAUGAAUCUCGAUGGUGAGACUAACCUCAAGCCUAAGAUAUGCAUACCAACACUUCAAAAUGCAUUCUAUGAGUCAUCCAAUACAGCCACCAUAGAGGAGAAUAUCAUUAUUGGCCUCCAUGGGGCUGAGCUGCACUACGAGACCCCUAACUCACAACUGUACAAAUUCCAAGGACAACUACUCCUCAACACCAUACCUGCCCUCGACCAUGAUACUACAGACUACGAGGAAAGCUCAUCGGAGCACGAUAGACGAGGGGGAUGUGGUCGGCAUGCAGUGAGAAGUCUCCCACUCAGUAUUGAUCAAUUACUAUUACGAGGGACAUCACUACAGUCGUGUAAUAGUGGUCACCAUUGCUACGGUGUAGUUGUGUAUCCUGGUAUGGAUACUAGGAUAUACCGUAACUCAAUGGAGACAGGUACGGGAAGGAAUAAGAUAAGCAAGCUCAUGCAGACCUACAACAGGCAUGUUAUCGUACUCUUUACCCUUCAAGCUAUGAUAUGCGUAAUAGCUGCCUUUACUCAUGGGUUUAUCUACGCUACCACCACCACAACCAAGGAUGACGUUGACGAUACUACUCCUAUUAUCAUGAUGGGCUCCUCAUUUCACUACUGGUAUCUCUAUGUAGGGCCUCAAUCAGUAGAUGCAGGAGAUGUGGUAUCUAGAGGCCUGCGUGUUGCUGGCUCCUUGCUACUCCAGUUUACUUAUUUCGUCCCCAUAUCACUACUGGUUACAUUGGAGAUAGUGAAGUACUUCCAAGGGAGGUUUGUAUCAGCAGAUAAUGCUAUGCAACAUAAUGGUCUAGCUGCGGCCUCUAACAGCUCUACUCUAGUAGAGGAACUGGGAUCGGUUACUCAUGUGUUCAGUGAUAAGACAGGGACUCUAACUGAUAAUCGGAUGAUAUUCAGGAGUGCUUACAUUAUGGGCAGUGGAGGGAUGGACUCCCAGCCACUUCCCCAAGUUACUGGUCAGUCAUCAUCAUCCAUAGCACCGGCACGACACGACGCGAGCGUCCACUUCGACGAUGAGACCAUCCUGAGGGUGGUAGCACAGGCUGAUGAUGAAGAAUACGACGCAUCCUCCCCUGAUGAGCUUGCUCUAGUGGCCGGUGCCAGAUAUCUUGGAUUAGAGUUCUCAGCCCGACCAACCCCUGAUACUAUUAGGAUCACAUUGACCACUCCCUUCGCAAGGGAGAUCCUUAACGUUCAAACUAGUGAAGAAGGGGCGAGCAUUGUAGACGUUGAACUGUUGGAGGUGAUAGAGUUUGAUAACGACCGGAAAAGGAUGAGCGUUCUUAUCAAGAUAACAGCUAUACCGGACUCCCAAGAGAAGGAAAGGGAUGACAACUGUGCCACAGAUAAGGUCUUGCUACUCAUCAAGGGUGCGGAUUCCAGCAUGAUGGAUAUAUGCUCAACUAGCAAGCUGGAUAGUGUCCUCAAUGAACUAUCCACAAGAGGUCUACGAACGCUAGUGUAUGGUGUCCGAGACCUCACCUCGGAUAAGCCUUUCGUGGAUCAUUGGCGUGCUUCCUAUAACCAUGCCCGAGGCCUUGUUGGUACAGCUAAGGAGGAAGCGUUAAGGAAGUGUAUAGAGGAAAUGGAGUGUGGUAUUCAUAUAGUAGGUUGUACUGGUAUAGAGGAUAAACUACAGGACAAUGUACCAGAGACUAUAGCAGAUCUACACCAAGCUGGUAUCAAGGUAUGGGUGCUCACUGGAGAUAAGAUAGAGACAGCCAUCAAUAUAGCGUACUUUAUAUGUAUCUCUGUUUUAAAGAGGAAGACUAAAACACAAUAG